Phragmites australis (common reed) is the source of this 381-nucleotide messenger RNA. RefSeq lists its product as uncharacterized. The record is from RefSeq and is a predicted model, not a curated record. The coding region runs from base 1 to 381 and encodes 126 amino acids. NCBI's taxonomy places the organism in Eukaryota, Viridiplantae, Streptophyta, Magnoliopsida, Poales, Poaceae. The transcript has a single exon.
AUGGCCGAGUGUCACUCGAUUUCGACACCCGUUGACACUCGCACCAAGCUAUCUGCUACAGACGGCAAUCCUGCAGCGGAUCCUUCAGAGUACAGGAGCAUCGCUGGGGCCCUUCAGUACCUGACCCUGACAAGGCCCGACUUGGCUUAUGCAGUUCAGCAGGCAUGUCUCUUUAUGCAUGAUCCGCGAGAGCCGCACCUCGCGUUGAUCAAGCGCAUACUGCGCUACGUCAAGGGCACUAUCGACUCCGACCUACACAUUGGCACCUCCCCGGUGUCUUCUCUCACCGCAUACUCAUAUGCAGACUGGGCCGGUUGCCCUGACUCCCGGCGUUCCACCUCGGGCUACUACGUCUACCUCAGCGACAAUCUCAUCUCUUGA